AUAUUUUUUGAUAAAUUAAGAAACGAAUCGGUCCAAUCAGAAAUUUUCAUCAACGAAGAAAAAAAGAAAAUAAAGAAAGAGAAGAUCACCUCUUCCUGAAAUUCUAACCACAUAUGCAACAAAAAGUCGAGAAUAAACGCAUCUAUCAGCGAUCUUGGAUCUUCUACUAUGGUAAUGGAGAUUCAACACCCCACCUUUCCUAUACUUAUCGCCUCCCUUUUCUUUGUAAUCAUAGCUGUGAAGCUAUGGAAAAAAUCCAAGAUUCAGGAUAAACUGCCUCCAGGUCCUAUAAAGCUUCCACUUAUUGGGAACUUGCACCAGUUGUCUAGCUCAUUGCCUCAUCAUACUUUGAGGGAUUUGGCCAAAAAAUAUGGUCCCAUUAUGCACCUACAACUCGGUCAAGUUUCUGCUGUUAUUAUAUCAUCACCACAAAUGGCAAAAGAGGUAAUGAAGACCCAUGACUUAAUCUUUGCUAAUAGGCCACAACUUCUUGCUGUAGAGAUUCUGAGCAACAACAGCCCCAGCAUUUCAUUCUCUCCUUAUGGGGCUAAUUGGAGACAACUUAGAAAAGUAUGUGUCUCGGAGCUUCUAAGUGCAAAACGUGUUCAAUCAUUUGAGUCAAUCAGGGAAGAGGAAGUAGAGGAUCUUAUUGAAGCAAUUGCCUUGACACCGCCACAAGUUCCUAUUGAUAUCAGUAAAAUGAUCUUCUCGAUGACGAAUAACAUAACUGCCAGGGCAGCCUUUGGUAAGAAAUGCAAGCACAAAGAUGGGUUUAUUGCAGCUAUGAAAACAAUUACAGAGCUAUCAGGAGGUUUUGAUAUACCAGAUUUAUUUCCUUCCUUCAAAAUUCUCCACUCAUUAAGUGGAGUGAAGACUGCACUUGAGAAAGUACACCAAAAGGUUGAUAAAAUCUUUGAGGAUAUAAUAGAAGAGCAUAAGGCAAAUAGGAGAGAGAUGAGCAGUAACAUGUUGCAUAAGGAAGAUUUGGUUGAUGUGCUACUUAGGGUUCAAGAAAGUGGUGAUCUAAAAAUUCCCAUCUCAAGAAACACUCUCAAAUCUGUCAUUUUGGAAAUGUUCAUAGGGGGAACUGACACAUCAUCAACUGCUUUAGAGUGGGCCAUUUCAGAAUUGAUGAAGAAUCCACAAGUGAUGGAAAAGGCACAAGCUGAGGUGAGACAGGUUUUUGAAGGGAAAACUAAAAUCACAGAAUCAGAAAUUCAAAAGCUAGAUUAUAUGAAAUUGGUUAUCAAAGAGACGCUACGUAUGCAUCCACCCGUACCUUUGUUACUACCAAGAGAAGCAAUAGAAAAAUGUGAAAUUGGUGGCUAUGACAUACCCGCCAAAACUAAAGUCAUCACCAAUGCCUGGGCAAUAGGUAGACAUCCAAAGCACUGGAAAAAUGCUGAAUGCUUUGAACCAGAAAGAUUCCAAGAUUCUGUUUUUGAUUUCAUAGGGACUAAUUCUGAGUACAUACCAUUUGGAGCUGGCAGAAGGAUAUGUCCAGGGACAAUAUUUGGAAUUGCGAAUAUUGAACUUCCACUUGCCAAAUUACUAUUUCACUUUGACUGGAAGCUCCCUGAUGGAAUUGAAGCAAAUGAUCUUGACAUGACAGAGACUUUUGGGGCAACAGCAGGAAGGAAGAAUGAUUUGUACUUGGUUGCAAAACCUUAUAUUUCCAAAUCCUAAGACUGAUGAUUGAUGCAUAAGUAUGCACAUGAAAUAAAGUUUCUUCUAUUCUUUU
This is a messenger RNA of Lycium barbarum (goji berry), 1741 nucleotides long. Its product is annotated as desmethyl-deoxy-podophyllotoxin synthase-like. NCBI's taxonomy places the organism in Eukaryota, Viridiplantae, Streptophyta, Magnoliopsida, Solanales, Solanaceae. The record is from RefSeq and is a predicted model, not a curated record. The transcript is spliced from 2 exons. Bases 169 to 1686 code for a protein of 505 amino acids. Gene Ontology annotation, molecular function: oxidoreductase activity, acting on paired donors, with incorporation or reduction of molecular oxygen; iron ion binding; heme binding.